Messenger RNA from Cotesia glomerata, 916 nucleotides. Its product is annotated as ribosomal RNA small subunit methyltransferase NEP1-like. Gene Ontology annotation, molecular function: rRNA (pseudouridine) methyltransferase activity; rRNA binding. The record is from RefSeq and is a predicted model, not a curated record. Gene Ontology annotation, cellular component: nucleolus; small-subunit processome. The transcript has 4 exons. Gene Ontology annotation, biological process: rRNA base methylation. The coding region runs from base 160 to 867 and encodes 235 amino acids. NCBI's taxonomy places the organism in Eukaryota, Metazoa, Arthropoda, Insecta, Hymenoptera, Braconidae.
GUGACUCUCACAUGGCUUAGUUUACAGUCCAUGUUUAUUAUUUUGUUACAUCUUAAAAGAUCGCACGUGGUUAGUUAAAAAUUGGUUUAAAAAAAUUAAUUAAUCACCAUAAUUGUUUAUUGAUUAAUAAAUAAUAAGUAUUUGUUUAAAUUUUUAACAAUGAGUAAAAAACGUCAACGGAAAACUCAGUACAGCGAAAAUGAAUAUGAUGUUAUUCCAAAAUCUCUAAAAGUGAUCCGGAACUCCAGUCAGAAAAAACGUUUAAUAAUUAUUUUAGAAAAUGCUCAACUAGAAACUGUCAAGGUUGGAAAUAACUACGAGCUUUUGAAUAGUGAUAGGCACAGUGACAUAUUGAGAAAAAACAAUCGUGACCCAGCUAAUUCAAGACCAGAUAUUGCGCACCAAUGUUUACUUAUGCUCCAGGACUCUCCACUAAAUAAAUCUGGAUACUUACAGAUAUAUGUACAUACAGAAAACAAUGUACUUUUUGAAGUAAACAGGCUUACUCGCAUCCCAACUAAUUUCGACGAGUUUGCUGAAUUGAUGGUUUGCCUUUUACAUAAACAUAAAGUACGAGCUGAGAAUAACAAAUCGAUUCUUUUAAAAAUUAUUAAAAAUCCAAUUACUGAUUGGUUACCAGCUGGUUGUAAAAAAAUUUUAAUGUCCUUCAGUGCUGAUAAAAUAAAAGAUCCUGAAGAACUUGUUCCUGAUGAUGAACCAAUUGUAUUUAUCAUCGGAGCGAUGGCUCACGGACAAGUAAAAAUUGAUUAUGCAGAAGAAACAUUUUCAAUAUGCAGCCUACCAUUAUCCGGAGCACUGACAUGCAUUGAGUUAUGUUUAGCAUUUGAAAAAAAAUGGACUCGAUGAAAGUAUUUAUAUUUUUUUAAAUCAAUAAAUAAAAAUUAUUAGUGAUUAA